Messenger RNA from Brassica rapa (field mustard), 705 nucleotides. RefSeq names its product egg cell-secreted protein 1.1-like. Gene Ontology annotation, biological process: double fertilization forming a zygote and endosperm. The record is from RefSeq and is a predicted model, not a curated record. Lineage: Eukaryota; Viridiplantae; Streptophyta; Magnoliopsida; Brassicales; Brassicaceae.
ACAUUCACAAACAAAUCAAAACAUACUCACUCCCUAAUCUUUUCUCCUCUCGAACCUAUCAAUGGCUACCAAACCAGCUUUUGUGGUUAGCUUCACUGUGAUGCUCAUGCUCAUGGUAGCUUCUUCCACAGUGACAGCACGAUCUCUCAUGAAACCAACCGUGGAUGCACCUUCUCCUUCCACAAGCCUUGUGUACCGUCUUAGGCUUGAUGAAGAAACAGGUUACUGCUGGGAUUCAUUGAUGCAGCUCCAACACUGUUCUGGAGAGCUGAUCUUGUUCUUUCUCAACGGUGAGACUUACAUUGGCCCUGGGUGUUGCAGUGCUAUAAGAACCGUGGGAAGCAAGUGUUGGCCUACUAUGAUUGGUGUUCUUGGUUUCACUGCUCAAGAAGGUGACAUGCUCCAAGGUUACUGUGAUGAUGAACAUGAGGAACAUGCUCUUGCCUUCUCACCACGUUCUCCUUCCGUGGAAUUCAAGCAUGCUACGGUUGCUAGAUCUUAUAACCCUUGAAUCGCUGGAUUUAUAACCUAUGUUUUUUUCUUUUAAGAGAAUGAUGAUUUAAUGUAAUUGGAGAGAGCUGUUGACCAAUAGUUUCUCUGUUAUUACUUGAGAAUAAAAGAGUUUACUCACAACAAAGUUUGCAAAUCUUGUGAACAUACAAUUCUCCAUGUUUAAAUCAAUGAACAAUCAACUAACAACGUUGU